Diatraea saccharalis (sugarcane borer) is the source of this 3750-nucleotide messenger RNA. The record is from the annotation of a GenBank genome assembly. Lineage: Eukaryota; Metazoa; Arthropoda; Insecta; Lepidoptera; Crambidae.
GUUUUUGGAAUUUGGAAGGAAACUGUAAUGUUUUAAUUAUUUUUAAAAGUUGUGAAUUCUUUAUGCUUUAAUUUUGAAUAUUGAUGGAUAUUUUAGCUUAAUUAAUUAUCAGUUACGGCCAUCUUUUCAUUUCGUCUAUAUAAAAAAAUAAAUAAAAGAUAAUCAUUUGUAUUUAUUAAUUUACGCCACGUAUACAAAUAGUGCAAGUAAAACAUACGUCAACAAAUUGUUGAAGAUUCUCCUAAGAUGUGUGGUUCAGACAAGAAACUGGGAGAAAUACGAGCUCUUAUACUAGUGGGAGGCUAUGGAACACGCUUGAGACCGCUGACUUUAAGUAGGCCAAAGCCGUUGGUUGAAUUUGCCAAUAAACCAAUCUUAAUGCACCAAAUCGAAGCUUUGGUAGACGCCGGUGUCACUCAAGUCAUUCUAGCUGUUUCCUAUAGAGCUGAGGAUAUGGAAAAGGAAUUAACUGAGCAAGUGUCUAAGCUUGGCGUGUCAUUAACAUUUUCUCAUGAGACAGAACCUCUUGGUACUGCAGGACCUCUGGCUCUUGCUAAAGAAUUGCUGAACAGUAAUCCUGAGCCUUUCUUUGUUCUUAACUCUGAUGUUAUUUGCGACUUUCCUUUUAAAGAAUUGGCUAAAUAUCACAGGAGUCAUGGCAAGGAAGGCACUAUAGUUGUUACAAAAGUAGAAGAACCAUCAAAGUAUGGUGUUGUAGUCUAUAAGGAAGAUGGUGAAAUUGAGAGUUUCAUUGAGAAACCACAAGAGUUCAUUUCUAACAAAAUCAAUGCUGGUAUGUACAUUUUAAAUCCCUCUGUUUUGAGUAGGAUAGAGUUAAGACCAAUGUCUAUUGAAAAGGAAGUGUUCCCAUUCAUGGCUAGAGAUGGUCAACUCCAUGCGAUGGAACUUCAAGGUUUUUGGAUGGAUGUGGGACAACCCAAAGACUUUUUAACAGGAAUGUGUCUCUACCUAACAAGUUUGCGGCAGAAGAAUUCAAACAAAUUGUACGAUGGUAGUGGGGUCGUGGGUAACGUUCUGAUUGAUCCAACUGCCACCAUUGGUAAAGGUUGCCGGAUAGGACCUAAUGUCACGAUUGGUCCCGACGUUGUUGUAGAAGACGGUGCGUGCAUAAAACGAAGUACUAUAUUGCGCGGCGCCUGCGUACGUCAGCACGCGUGGCUCGACGGCUGCAUAGUCGGCUGGCGAUCGGUUGUCGGCCGCUGGGUGAGAAUGGAGAACUGUACUGUUUUAGGAGAAGACGUCAUAGUGAAAGAUGAACUGUACGUUAAUGGUGGUCAAGUCCUGCCGCACAAGUCUAUAGCCCUCUCGGUACCCGAGCCGCAGAUCAUUAUGUGAAGACUGAUAUUUAUUUAGUGUAUAGUACGAAGAAUUAUAUAACGCAUGGCCAAUUUAAUUACUAGUCCGUCUUGAACAGUGGUUCCUAAUCUGGUAAAUAAAGAAAUAAUAGGGUAGUUUCAAUAGUGAAAAAAAGUCACGAAAUUGCACAAAAACUAAAAGAAUCAUGUCCACUUUUCAUACAUUGAUUGACCUGUCACAUGUUUUUUUUUUAAAGGACGCGUCUACCAACCAUUAGUUUAAAUUAGUUUUUGCAUAAAAUAGAAUAAUAUCUUAGCAUUUUUUUCAUUUGGAGGCCAGGGAGAUUCGUAAUUUGUAAAUAAUGUUUUGAGGUUAUAACAGCUGUCAAAACUCGAGAUAAUUGUGAAGGUACUUUAAAAACUAUUGCAUUAAAAUAAAAGCGUUUUAUAUUUUGAUUACAUUUUAAUAAACAUAGGGAUUUUGAUUUUGAGUCUUAAAAUCACAUGAUUAUCUUAAAAUUAUAAAUCGAGAUGUUUUUUUGUGAGCCUUUAUUAAUACAUUGAUAAUACAACCCGACAUUGUAUAGCGUCACUCUGGCAACAGCUGUCAAAUUAGUCGUAAACAACGCCUAUUUAUUAUCCAUCAAAUUCCUAGAUUUAUAUCUUUUAUUUCGUUAUCGACCGUAAGAUGGCACUCUUCUUGUUUUAUUGACACCUUUCAAUCUACUACUCAGUGCAUCUUUUUUGUAUACAUAUCGGAAUGACGUCUUGACUUUAUGAAUAUAUCGGACAGCGUUUUCACGUGUAUAAAACAACUUUAAACUUUGCUUUUAUUUUAAGGCAAGAAAAUGCAUUCCUUUUUCCGAAAUAUUUGUUUUAUGGCUUAUUUAAAUUAAAAUUAACACUUACAAUACUAUUUCAGACAGACUAUAAUAAAUGAUUUUCUAUUUGCUUUAAGUGUAACUAAAUCUUAAAUAAAAAACGUGAGUGCAAACCGUUAAUAACCAUCACUUAUUAAUAAAUAUCUAUUUUUUUUUUGUAUUUAGUUUGUUAUAUUAUUUCCCUUUAGGUCAUAGGGCAAUAGAAAUGAAAAGAUUAGGAACCACUGGUCUAGAACAUGCUAAUGAAACGAUUUAUACAAUGUUUUCUAUGCUGUGGUGAUUUGAUAAAAGCGUCAUCUACAGUAACAUCAUUAGAGCUACUAUAUGCUAUAUAUAUUCUGUCUCCAAGGCAGGCGUCUCGUACAAUAAAACGCAGUACAUUGCAGAAACGAUAGAGAGUUCUAUAGAUAACACUGCAUAUUGUUUAUGUUUCGCUUUUCGUUUAAAUGGACUAAUAUUUCCAAUCCUUUAAACAAAUGAGUACAUAAACAUAUUGGGUAGCUAUUAAAUGAGUUUUGGUUAAUUUUUUAAUUAUUAUCUUUGUAAUUCAAUUAUUAUAUUUCAUUAAUUUUGAAUGCCAAACGUGUGCCACACGGCGAUGUUUCACAAAGGCAAUGGUGUCACAAGACUCGACCAAAAAAUGACUGUGACUACUCUAAUAAGAGUGCACUAACGGCUGGUUUACACUUGAUUAAGAAGAUAAGUAGACUUUUGUAUAUACAAUGCAGUCUCCGUAGCAUAAAUAAUAAAAUACGUAAUGUUGUCUCAAAUAUAAACGGGGCAGUAACACUUUUAUCCCGUAAAGGGUGUCGAUAAAAAUGGUAAUGCUAGGUUGGCUGUAUUGAUAUUUAUCUUAAAGAAAAAUAUUUAAUAAAUUCACCAUGUUAGGUGCUAAAGUUUCAAAAGUUUUAAUAUUGUUGUUUAAUAAUUUAAAAUUAAAUUACAAAUGAUGUUUAUUUCUACUAUGUAUAUCUUUGUUAAAUAAUUGAUCUAAUGAGUAUUUAAAGAACUUGCUACAAUGUUUGAAAAUAUUUUUUGUCUUUAAGUUAUACUUAAAAAUAAUUUUCUACAAUACGUUCCAUUGAGAGUGGAUAUGAGAUCUACUUAGUUUGUGAUUAUACGAAAGUACACAUUUAUUGACUUUUUGAUUCAAAUUGGCCCAUAAUAAUUGGUACAAAAUGUAUUUCUGAACUAUAUGACCAAUCCCUGGUUAAAGUAAGAUAGCUAAUUAAGACUAUUAAAUGUUUACCCACAAAUUAGUUCAAAUGUUUUAAGAAAUAUUCUUUCCAAUAUUUCAUAUAUGUUUUAUUUUUAUUGUUAUACAAAUAACAAUAAACAUGCCAAUAUGGUGGUGAAUAUAUUUAUAGUAGUGUAAUAAAAAUAUUUACUUGGUAACUUGAAUAUGUUUCUUUCAAUUUAUUAAUUACUUAUGUGCCGUUAUUUUAAACCAAAAGUAGAAUAAGUAUAUUUUUGUUAGUAAAGUAAUAACGAAACAUUUAUUUAUAAUCUAAGAAAUUCAGGGUAAAAGAUUUGUGUGUAAAUAAAUUCCUUUA